Cladocopium goreaui is the source of this 2214-nucleotide messenger RNA. NCBI's taxonomy places the organism in Eukaryota, Dinophyceae, Suessiales, Symbiodiniaceae. The record is from the annotation of a GenBank genome assembly.
AUGCAGUGCCAUGCCUUGCGGUGCCACGUUGCGGUCUCGCUCUUGGUGCAAGAAAGAACAGGACAUCAGUCGUGCACGCAGCAACAGCUGGCGGGGGAGGCUGUUGCUACUUGCAGCCGCACCACAGAGUGUCAGCCAUUUGUCGAGCUCUUCGUGUACCAAAUGAACUGGACAGCGUUCAGCUGCACGGGCCAAGUGUCAGCAUUGGCGGUCCGGGUUCCACUGCAGUUCUUCACAGGCGGGCACGAGCACCGGUGGCAAGCAAUGAGUCAAGUCGAGUCAGGUACUUUUCACCACCGGUACUUUUCCAGCCACUUCAUCACUGGUUGCAUGAGGCACGAAGAGGCUUGGAUGGCACAGAUCUAUGGCAAAAAGCUGCGGCUUGGUGAUGAAGCAAUUGAAGCCUGUUCUUUGCUGUUCGGCCAACACUUUCAUUUUGCGUUGCCUUCCAAGUUGACUUGCUGGGAGUUGAGCAUGUGGCUUGUCGGUGGACCAGGUGGGGCUCUUCCAGAGUUGCAUCGAGGUCAACGUGAACGAACUGAACAACGCUCUCACCAUUGCAGCUUCUCUCGCAGAGUUUCGACAGAGCUGCCCUUGUAUCGCUGCGUUACUGGUCCAUCGGACAUCCUGUACUUGCCGGAUGGCUGGGCUCAUGCGACAUGUGGGCUUGCCACCUUCAAUGUCGGUGUCGGCUACAUCGGAUCUGUGAGCCCCUUGCCUCCACUGCACCGUGCUGCUGUCACUGGAGAUCUACAAGCACUGGACGAAGUUGCGACAAGUUCAGCUCUAUCAGGAGCUGAACUUGUUGAACUUGCAGGAGCUGGGAUGUUGAACGAAGCUGGACUCCCUCCUUUACAUUGGGCUGCCUGGAAUGGUCAUGUGGCAGUGAUGCGUAAGUUGAUGAACAUGGCCGGAUUGGCCGGGAAGUCGAGGACUCAGCCAGUGGUGGCCCAUGCGACCCAUGCGACCCAUGCGCUACGAUGGGCUGCAGCUCGGGGCCAUAGCUCCGCAAGCGCUUUCUUGGCACAACAGAUCGGACCACAUGCUCGAGACGAAGAAGGUGCGACCGCGCUACAUUGGGCAGCUACAACUGGACAUGUUUCAGUGAUGAAAGAGUUGUUGAAGCUAAAGGCAGAUCCCGAUGUUUCUGAUGACUUCGGAGCGCGACCAUUGCAUUUCCUUGCUGGUGAAGGUCAUUUGGCAGCCAUGAGACUCUUGAUCGCCCACAAAGCUGACGUAAAUGUGAUGGACACGCAGGGUGUGACAGCAGCACAUGCAGCUGCACAGUUUGGCCAUGCUCCAAUGCUACACCUACUUACUGCUGAAGGUGCGGCAGAAAAGGAUGAGAUCGCCGAAUUUUGCAGCAUUGAUGCCUGGGAGACAGGCACUGCUCCAGCAUGCUGCGCUUCAACCUUCAACGAUGCAGCGGACAUGGUGAAGGACAACGUGCCAGGUUCUUUGCGAAACAGCAAGGACUCGCGCACUUUCGAAAGUGGUGCCACUUAUACUGGCGAAUGGAAAGGGAGCAGCAGGCAUGGCAAAGGCGUGCAGAUAUGGCCUGAUGGUGCAAGAUACGAGGGCGAUUGGGCAGAUGACAAGGCAUCGGGAUUCGGGAGAUUCGAACACGUGGAUGGAGACGUGUACGAGGGCCAGUGGAAGAACGACAAGGCACAUGGCCAGGGCGUGUACUACCACGCCGAUGGCUCGAAAUACGACGGGCAGUGGGAAGAGGACAAGCAGCAUGGGCAAGGCAUCGAAGUAUGGCCUGAUGGGGCAAAGUACACCGGCUCAUAUGUCCUCGGAAACAAGAAUGGCAAAGGCACAUUCUCUUGGGCUGAUGGCUCAAGCUACCAGGGUGAGUUCAUGGGCAAUGACAUUCAUGGCGUUGGCGUGUAUCGAUGGAGUGAUGGUCGUAAAUUUGAAGGUCAAUGGGCCCACAACAGGAUGCAUGGAACUGGACUCUUCACCUGGGUGGAUGGUCGUAGCUAUGAAGGCGAAUAUGUCAACGACCAAAAAGAUGGCGAGGGCAUUUUUCGAUGGCCAGAUGGCCGUCAGUAUCAUGGUCAAUGGAAAUAUGGAAAGCAACAUGGGAUCGGUGUUUACUGCACUGCUCGAGGCGACAAACGCAAAGGCGAAUGGGAAGAAGGCCGAAGAACUUGCUGGCUGGGCCCGGCAGAGGCAUCAAACAAAGAGCACGACUGCGACACGGUGUGA